UGGAAACAAGCCAGGAAACCUGCCUCUGGGGACUGGCAGUGACAUCAUUAAAGGCAAACCUAUCUUCUGAUGUUUGGUUGUGAAGCAUGACAUACUUUCUUCCACAGUGCUUUCAGUUUAGAUGUUCUAACAAGUUUCUUCAAAACUGGUGUCUAUCAGCUACAGUUUGUCUUAGAUACUCUUCAUCAGCGGUUCAGACAAUACCUAGCAUGCAGCUGAGUAAACAUGAUGAACACAUUCAUGUCAUGGAUGCCAGUACAAAUGUGUGGAACGUCAUAAAGGACAUUACAGAGUCAGGACUACAGGAGGACCCAUUCUGUCUUUGUGAUAUUAGUGAUGUAAUAAAGAAACAUGAGGAAUGGAAAGUGCAGAUGCCCAGAAUCCAACCAUUUUAUGCAGUGAAAUGCAAUGACAGUCUGAAUGUGAUCAGAGUGCUGGCUGCACUAGGAACUUGCUUUGAUUGUGCUUCAAAGGCUGAAAUCAAUAAAGUUCUGUCUGUUGGUGUGGAUCCAAGUCGCAUAAUUUUUGCACAUCCUGCAAAACCAUUAUCCCACCUUCGCCAUGCAGCAGCUGUAGGUGUUGAUCUAAUGACUUUUGAUGGUGAACGAGAGCUUCACAAAAUAAAAAACGUGUUUCCUACUGCAAAGCUGGUGAUACGGAUACGAUGUGAUGCAGCUAUAGCAAAAAGCUGCCUGGGGAAGAAAUUUGGUUGUGAUCCAGAGAGAGAGGCACCACAUCUAAUGAAUGUGGCACACUCAUUAGGACUAGAGAUUGUGGGUGUCAGUUUCCAUGUUGGUUCUGGCUGUGGUGACCCACCUAUUUAUCACAAAGCUAUUGCAGCAUCCCGAAAGGUUUUUGACCAUGGGGUGUUUCUGGGUUUCUCCAUGAAACUAAUUGAUAUUGGUGGUGGUUUUCCUGGUGAAAAGGGUUGUUCUUUAGACAAGAUAGCAGAGGUGGUGAAUAAUGCUCUGGAAGAAUUCUUUCCUGAUUGUGGCACACAAGUUAUAGCAGAACCAGGGCGCUUUUAUGUUGCUUCUGCUUACACACUUGCUGCAAAUGUCCACUCCAAAAGAGAGCUUAGUAAUGUAAAGGAUGGAUCCAUAACGUCAGUCAUAUACUAUAUAAAUGAUGGAGUAUAUGGUAGUUUUAACUUCAUAUUGUACAUUCCAGUUUGUGUACUUCUUGGUGGCAGGACACAUGCAGUAUACCCCAGUUCUAUCUGGGGUCCAACUUGUGAAGACAUAGAUAAAGUAGUAAACUUAAUUUUGCUGCCAGAGCUGAGCAUUGGUGACUGGCUGGUAUUUGAGAAUAUGGGUGCUUACAAUUUACAAGUGGCAUCUCCCUUUAGUGGCUUUCCCACCCCAAAAGUGCACACAGUGAUUGAUGAACAUGGCUGGAGGCUGCUUAAAAAUAAGGAUCUGAUGAAAGAAACUCAUUUUGUCAUUGGAAACUCCCCACCAAACUUGCCUCUAGGGACUGGCAGGGACACCAUUGAUGAAAAGUCUGUCUUCUCAACAUAAGACUCCAAUAUAUUUUCAGGUUUUGUAUAUUAACCUACUGAGGUGGGACAUUACAUAUACAAGAUUUUUGAAAUUAUUAUUAGACA
Molecule: messenger RNA, 1606 nt
Organism: Schistocerca americana (American grasshopper)
Lineage: Eukaryota; Metazoa; Arthropoda; Insecta; Orthoptera; Acrididae
Product: ornithine decarboxylase 1-like
Exons: 10
Coding region: 87-1520 (477 amino acids)
Cellular component (GO): cytoplasm
Molecular function (GO): ornithine decarboxylase activity
Source: RefSeq, a predicted model, not a curated record